CCAAUCAUGAGUAGUUUCAUUAAAAUGGAGGAGAAUAAUAGUAGCAUGAGUUAUAUGGAUCAAAAGCCAUUGAUACUCAAUGAGCUAACCCAAGCUAUAGAGUUACUUUGAGGAAUUACAAUUUGGUCUUGAUUCUGCUACUUCAACUGCUGCCAAUUUGCUACUACCUCAAAUUUUAUCAUCUUUCGAAAACACCCUUUCCAUGUUGACCGGGACCAAGUCGGAAGCUGGCAACCAAUCUCAAAUUACUGGAUCCCAGUCAGAUGUUAUCCAGUCCGAUUCCCCGCGUUCUAUUGACAGAAGUCCUUGCAGCAAUUAUAAGUCUGAUCUCAACGGAAACGCCUCCAAGAAGAGGAAAACAUUACAGAGAUGGACAGAACAAGUACGCGUUUGUGAACAUACCGGGUUGGAAGAACCUGUGGAUGAUGGGUAUAGUUGGAGAAAAUAUGGACAGAAAGAUAUUCUUGGAGCCAAUUAUCCAAGAGGCUAUCACAGAUGUACACAUAGCAAUGCUCAAGGAUGUUUAGCUAGAAAACAAGUUCAACGUUCCGACGAGGACUCAUCGAUGUUUAGUGUGACAUAUUGCGGAAGACGUACUUGUAUUCAAGGUGCACAUUUGCUACCAGGGAAAUCGCAAAACCGACAAGAUCAACAAGAUCAGAGGCGGAUCAAAACACAAGAAACGAUAAUCAAUUUCCAAACUAGUAGUUGUCAUAGUAAAACAGAGGAUUUCAUUACGACCCAAGCAGUUCUAAGAUCCCCUUCAUUCUCAUUUCCUUCGGCUUCAAUACCCAUUUCAUCAUGUACAGAUAAAGAAAGUAACAACGACAACAAUAACAACAACAUUUUCUCUUCAACGACACCUGAUAAUCACUUCAUGACUAGUCCUUUUUCUUCAUCUCCUACAAUUUCAGAAUCCAGUUCCUUCUCGCCUUACCAAGUGAGCUAUUUUGAUGGUGGACAAAACUUAGAAACUUCAGAUUAUGAAGUAUGUGAAUUUUCUUCAACACUGGAUUCUCAAGAUCUUUAUUUGGGCUUUGAUUUUCCUUAUGGCUCUCAAUAUCCAUUUGAUAGUCCUCAUUAAUAUUUGUUCAACUAUUUAACUAUUUAUCUUAAUUAUGGAGAUAAUAUUAUUAUUUCGAAGCAAAGUCCCAGGGAACUG
Papaver somniferum (opium poppy) is the source of this 1162-nucleotide messenger RNA. RefSeq names its product probable WRKY transcription factor 41. Lineage: Eukaryota; Viridiplantae; Streptophyta; Magnoliopsida; Ranunculales; Papaveraceae. Gene Ontology annotation, molecular function: DNA-binding transcription factor activity; transcription cis-regulatory region binding. Gene Ontology annotation, cellular component: nucleus. The record is from RefSeq and is a predicted model, not a curated record. The coding region runs from base 203 to 1084 and encodes 293 amino acids. Gene Ontology annotation, biological process: regulation of DNA-templated transcription. The transcript has 3 exons.